AUGUCCCAUGCUGGUGUGAGAUCAGCAGCAAAAGUGUUGAGUAGAGGUGUACCUUGUGGGAGAUAUUUAACUGAUUUUUUUCCUCUUUCUGCAGGUGGUUCAGUUAGAGAACUUGGAGCUCAGUGGAUCCAUGGCAUCGAAAAUCCACUGUAUGUAUUUUCGAAAGCAUAUGAACUCUUAGCUGAUAAUUUAAAUGAAAUCUCUUAUGAAGACAAAGGCCUAUUUUGUACUCCUGCUGGGGCUGUUGAUAAAAUGAUUAUAGGAGAAGUUCAAAAAGUUUUAAAUGAUACAAAAAAUGCCCUUGUGGAAUGUGAAGAUGGUGAAAAGAUUUCUGCGGAUUGUGUAAUAAUUUCUGCUUCUGUUGGGUUUUUGAAGGAAAAUAUGGAUACGUUUUUCAGUCCUAGUUUACCUGAAAAGAAAAUCAAAGCCUUAUCUAAUAUUGGUUUUGGAACAAUGGAUAAAAUAUUCUUGAUAUUUGAUGAACCUUUUUGGACUUCUGAUGACCAUGGAUUUCAAAUAAUUUGGGCAAAUGAAGAUGAGAAAAGUAUAACGCUUCAAAAUGAGGUAAAAAUUAUCACUCUUCUUUAGUUUCC
Molecule: messenger RNA, 593 nt
Organism: Stegodyphus dumicola
Lineage: Eukaryota; Metazoa; Arthropoda; Arachnida; Araneae; Eresidae
Product: peroxisomal N(1)-acetyl-spermine/spermidine oxidase-like
Source: RefSeq, a predicted model, not a curated record